Molecule: messenger RNA, 1914 nt
Organism: Sungouiella intermedia
Lineage: Eukaryota; Fungi; Ascomycota; Pichiomycetes; Serinales; Metschnikowiaceae
Source: the annotation of a GenBank genome assembly
AUGGCCACCGUCACCGACCAAAUCAAGGCGUUGGCGCCUGGCGAACGUUUCUGCCUGUUUGAAUUUUUUCCUCCGAAAACAGAUGCUGGUUUCAGAAACCUUCUUGCCAGAUUGAACAGAAUGUUAGCUCUCAAUCCACUCUUUCUCACCGUAACUUGGGGUGCUGGUGGUUCAACCAGCGAGAAGUCGUUGGACCUUGCAGCCACAUGCCAAAACGACUUGGGAAUCACCACGGUUUUGCACUUGACUUGUACCAACACCAACAAAGAGGUGAUUGACAAUGCAUUGGCCAGAGCUAAGAGUGCUGGAAUCAGAAACAUUUUGGCUCUCAGAGGUGACCCUCCACGUACCAAGGAGUACUGGACGCCUAACUGCGACUUCAACAAUGCCGUGGACUUGGUGCGCUACAUUAAGGCACAAUACGGCGACUACUUUUGCGUUGGAGUAGCUGGGUAUCCAGAGGGCCAUGUAGAUGGUGCCGAUACCACCCACCAGGACCCUGCAAGGGACCUUCCAUACUUGGUAGAGAAGGUUCAGGCCGGUGCAGACUUCAUCAUCACCCAGCUUUUCUUUGAUGUGGACAAAUUCGUAGCCUAUGAGGAGAUGCUCCACAACACUCCGGAAUUGAAGGAUACUGUGCUUAUUCCAGGUUUGAUGCCCAUCACCACCUAUAAGGUAUUCACGAGGGCCACCAAGUUGUCCCAUGCGCUGAUUCCAGAGGACAUUUUCUCGCGGCUUGAGGCCAACUCCAGCAACGACGACACCGUCAAGGACAUUGGAAUCGAGGUGUUGAACGACAUCAUUUCGCAGAUCGACGAGCGUACCCAGGGUAGAGUCCGCGGCUUCCACUUCUACACAUUAAACUUAGAGAAGGCAGUGGCUUCGAUCAUUGAGUCGUCGCCAGUGUUGAAUCUCCAGAACCAUAAUUUGGCCGUCGACCACGACGAUGCCAUUAGUCUGGACUCUGACUCUGAACCUUUGCCACCGCUCAAGUCGACCAGAAGACGUUCGUCUGUUAACGAGAACUGGCCCGCAAAAAACGGACUCGAUGCCAAGCGUGCCUUGGUGACCAAGGCACUUUCAAGAGACAGAAAGACGUUGGUGGAUAUUUCCAAGGGUAAAGGUGUGCUCGGAAAGGAUGCUACUUGGGACGAAUUCCCCAACGGUCGUUUCGGAGACUCUAACUCGCCAGCCUACGGUGAGAUCGAUGGUUAUGGUCCGUCGUUGAAGCUUCACUCCAACAAAGAGGUGUUGGACACCUGGGGUGAGCCUAAGUCUAUUAAGGAUAUCACAAAGGUGUUUGUCAAUUACUUGUCGGACAAGAUCCAGGUUUUGCCAUGGGUGUCGUCGGAGUUGUCCCCAGAAACGGCUUUAAUUCAGGAACAGCUCUUCGAAAUGAACGAAAAGGGAUGGUUCACUUUGGCUUCACAACCUGCCGUGGAUGGUUGCCCUUCGUCAGAUAGCAUUCUUGGAUGGGGACCUUCUAACGGAAGACUAUUCCAGAAAUCGUUUGUGGAGUUCUUCGUGCCAAAACAAGAAUGGGACACAAAAGUGAAGCCUAGACUUCAAGAGGAUAUCGACUCCACCACCAUCACAUAUUUCUGUGGAGAUGCUUCCGGCCAUAUAACUUCGAACUUGCCAAUUGGAAAAGACACACACAAUCGCAAGUCUGCCGUGACAUGGGGAGUGUUCCCUUCCAAGGAAGUAUUACAGCCUACGGUGAUUGACUACGAGUCGUUCAAGGCAUGGAACGAGGAAGCAUUCUUAUUGUGGCUUGAAUGGGCCCGUUGCUACAAGAAGGACUCCGACGCGUACAAGUUGUUGAAUUCCGUGUACAGUGACUACUACUUAGUGAGCAUGGUACACCACAACUUCAUGGAUGAGUACGCUUUGUGGAAUUCCUUGCUUGACUGA